AUGAAGAUCUUAGCUUUCUUCAUUUUCGUGUUGCUAAUUUUUUCAUGUUCAUCAUCAAUGAUAAUGGGAGUUCACUAUCAUGAGUACCGUUGCCAUGACUGGGUAGAUUGUGCUAUAUGGUGCAAACAAUGGGUUCCUCAACCAAAAUGUAUUAACCGUGUUUGCGAUUGUAAGCCAAAAUCUCUUCCGACCAACGAGGAGGUUCCUCAAUCAGCUUAUUCUUCCAAUUCGAAUUACUAA
Messenger RNA from Arabidopsis thaliana (thale cress), 240 nucleotides. RefSeq names its product Putative membrane lipoprotein. The record is from RefSeq and is marked reviewed. The transcript has 2 exons. Gene Ontology annotation, cellular component: extracellular region. Bases 1 to 240 code for a protein of 79 amino acids. NCBI's taxonomy places the organism in Eukaryota, Viridiplantae, Streptophyta, Magnoliopsida, Brassicales, Brassicaceae.